AUGAGUGAUAAGUCAAGUGAUACUGAAGAUUGGACUUUUGUUGAUAAAGAUGGAGAGUUAGAGUUAACUGAUGAAGGUAGCAGUGCUAGUUCUAUUGAAGUGGUCAAUGUUGAGAAUGAUGUUGUAACAUAUCAGAAUCGUAGAUCUUUAGAAAGAUCAAUUUCUCCUACACUCCAAAAUAGGUGUACUGUGGAGAAAGAAAAUGGAAAAUGCUCUGAAGAAUGUCAGGCAGCUGAAAGUAACCAGUGUUUUACCAGUCUUGAAAAUCAGGAAGACAUUGUAACUAAAGGUUCUUUAGACAGUAACAGUGAUGCAGAUAUUGGUGAUCAUGAAAAAGUUGACUGCUCAAAACAGAAGUUGUCUCCCAUGAACAGUUUUGCAGGUGAUCAACCACAAAUACAAAGAGAGAUGUCUGUAUCUAGUGAUACUAGCAAUGUACCUAGUAUACAGUCUAUUCCAUCUGAUCUUUCUGAUAAUAGUAGUGAUGCAGAUUCUGAUUACAUUCGAUUAGAAUCAGAGAGUUUAGAUGGUGAUAAUCUUCUUAUGACAUCUUCUUCAGUUAGUUCUAAUUUUAACUUCAUCAGUAGAGAAAACUCAGCCUCAACUGAGGAUAGUGCUGGAGAUAAAAUAGCUGUGGCAAAAGGAAGCAAUGAAGAACUUGAAGAAAGCAGCAACUUAAGCUCUGAUAAAAGCAUCCACCAAGAGCCUUCUAAAAGCAUCAACCAGGAGCCUUAUGAAAGCUUCAACCAGGAAGCUGAUAAAGGCAUCAACCAUGAACCUGGUCUAAAUGGCAACCAGGAAUUUGAGGAUGACAACCAGAACCCAGCAGUAUCCAAUAAUCAGUUGCUGGAAGCUGACAACCAGAAUCUUGCAGAUAUUGACGAUAGGUUGUAUAAUGGAAUUCAAAAUUUGGUGGUUGACAACCAAGUGCUGGAAGCUGACAACCAGAAUCCUGUAGAAAUGGAUGAUGGGUUGGGUGUUGAUGUCCAGCAUCAGUUGGUUGACAAUCAAGAGUUGGAAGAUAACAAUAACCUUGAAAAUGAAGAUUUAUCUGAUAUGGAACAUCAUGAUCAAUCAGCAGAAGUGGAAGAAGAUCAAGACAGGAACACUGAUUCUGGUACUGAGGAUGAUAGAAUUGAGAGUGAUCAGAGUGAUACUGGAUCUAUUCCACCUUUAGAUGAUGACAUGUCUUUCGUUAAUGACAUUGGUGAUUUACCAUUAGUAGCUGGUGAUGUACCACGCCAAUAUGUUCAUAAUCCUAACCGUGAUUUAAACCUUAUAUUAGAUGUAAUUGCUAUACUAAUGUUUGCUGUUGUGCUUGGACUUGGUAUUGGUCAUGCAAUUGCAACAUUUGAUGAAAUAGAAGAAUAUGAAACACUACAUUCUAAUAUUGUCAGUUUAAGAUCUCAAGCCCUUACUUGCCAGAAUCAAAAAUGGAGUCAAAAGCUCACCAUCAAUGAUUUAAGAGUAGAUCAGCAGAGUUUAAACAUGAAAUAUGAAGAAAGUAAAGCUGAACAGGAGAAAUUAAGAAUUAAAAAUGCAUUGCUAAUAAUGGAAUUAGAGGCAUUUAGGAAACUUGAGACCAGCGCUGAUAGUGAUAAUGUCAUAAGACUUAAACUUCAGAAUGAAAUUAACCAAUUAAAAAUUGAGAAAGAGGAACUAAAACAAAUGAUUGGUCGAUUAAAAUACACAACUCAUCCAGCCAAUAAGAAUAUAGGCAACACUGAUAAUGCAAAAUUUAACAAUGAACUUUGUGAUAAAUCUGCUAGUGACACAAAAGCAGCUUUGAAAUAUCAUGGAAAAAGACUUUCUGAUUAUUCUUUAGAUGACCUGCAAGAGAUUCACAAUUCUGAAAGCCUGGACAAUUCUCUGUUAAAACAAGAAGUUGGUAGACUUCGCUAUACCAGUCACCCAAGUAACCAUGUAACUGAAAUGGAAUCUUCUGAGGACAAAGUUACUAUAGAAACAGAGCAUCAAAAUAUCACACAAGAUUUUAAAUGCGAGAAUGUGACUGCUCUGAAAGAAGAAUUAGAUCAUGCUCAACGUUAUGCAGAAAUCUGUCAACAGAUUAAAGAUACGUGGCUUCAAGUUAAAAAUCUUUCUCAUCAAUUUUGGGCUCAGCACGAAGGAAAAGUCACCAAAACUCUAACCAAAUUCACUAACAAAGUUGUCAAUAUUGGAAAGAGACUUCAAGAUAAACUUCAACGAAAAGUUUCCAGAUGGUAUAAGAAAGAUAAAGGAAAGCAGCAAAAAAAUAAAGAGUCUUCAGAGGGAAAAGCAAGAAGAGACAAAGGCCAUGAUAGAAAAAGGAUUAAGAAAUCAAAAAGCAAUGCAAAGCAUCUUAAACAUCAAGCAAAACAAGAACGAAAAUUCCAGAAACGAGCUGUAAUCAAGGAGAAAAAGAAGCAAAAAUCAGAGAAAAAACUUAAAAAAACCAUUAGUAAAUUUCUAUAUAAAAUGUCCAAUAAAAUGAACUAUGAUGUAUUUAAAAAGUUAGAUGAGAAAGCCAGACAAUCAGUGUUGAAUAGAAUAUACCAUAUUCAACAUUUUGCAACUGAAUUAGGCUUCUACUCAGAUAAACAUCAAUCUAACAGCAACAUUAACAACUAUUUAGAUUUACUGAACUGUCAAGAUCAAUGGUGGUCAAGUGUAGUUGUAAAAGAUUUGCCAACAGACUCUCAAAUUCUCCACUGUUCUCAGUUUCUACCAGAUUGGCAGAUGAAAAAGCUUUUGAUAAGACGAAGAACAAUGCUCAUUGAAGGAAAGCUGGAAAUGUCUAAUGAAAUGACAGUAAAGAAAAUAGGCGAAAUACAGAAGAAAUUCGGUAUUUAUGACGGAAAUGAAAAAGGGCACCAGGUUAAAGAAGGAACACAUUCAGAUGACACAUAUGUUCGAUCCAGAAAAACAACAGAUGAUUCAGGUGUCUGGCAAUUUCAAAGAGCACAAGAUCGUGAAGAGGUACGUAAAAGAGAGUCUGGUCCAGAUUGGUUGUUUGAGCGAGCAAAUCGGCGUAAAGAAUCAAGAGAAGAAGAAAGUGAACCUGAUUGGUUGUUUGAAAGAGCCAAACACCGAAAGGAUUUAAGAUAUAAAGAAUGGGAAGAGCCAGAAUGGACAUUUAAGAGAGCUAAACAUAGAGAAGAGGUCCGCGAAGAAAAACAUCAACCAGAUUGGAUAUUUGACAGAGCUCAUGAACGUGAAAAAAUCCGGGAUCAAAGUUCAAGAUCACCAAGACGCCAGCGUCAUGUAGCUCACAUGGUGGAUUGUCUUUAAGGUUGACUGAAAGUGAGAAAACCGUAGAAUGUGUCGGCCUUGUCAAAUGUAGAACUAUAUCUCUGCCUUCACUUCAAUAAUAUAGAGCUAUUAUUGUUCUCUUACUUCUCUAACCUUCAAGUACGUUUUAAAAAAUACUCUUUGUAAACAUCGGAUUGUCUAUAUCACAAAUACAACCGUUACGUAUGCAGAUAUUCAGUGUCAAAUUAAGUCUUUUAUUCUUGAUUAUAGUUAAAUGUGUCUUUAGGUGUCUUCGCUUCGGAUCAUAGUAGACUUGGCGGUAGGAAAUUAUUAUGCAUGCCUAGAUGGCAACUUAUAAGUAAACACCCUUUUAUCAUUGAAACCACCCUGACAAUUCCUUAGAUCUAUACACUUCUACUGUGGUGACUCUCUGUGAUUAAUGGUAUAAAUAAUAAUACUUGACUUGACAGAUGUAUAUUCGCUGUAUAUAGAAAUUUGCUAUUAGAAGACUUUCUUCAUUGUAAUUCUUAGAAAUAUGUUAAAUUACUAACUAUGUUUGAUUUUGAGCAAUUUGUUUAAGCUUUGGGUGAAAUAAUCCUCGAUGUCGACACAAAUUAUUUAUAAAUGGGCAUUUAUUACUUUCAAUUUUUCAUCUUCCGUAUCUAUAAAGUUAUUUUAUUCCGCAUUUCAUGUUUGUCGGAACUUUCAUAGUUUCUAAUUGCAUUAUUCAAAUAUGUCGUCUGAAAUUUGUGGUUUCUGUCAUUCCCCUCACAAUGGAUCCGUUUAUGUCACCACUGGGGCAAAAAGUACUUAGCGCUAGUGAUAUUUCCGGUAGGUAGCCAGAAACUUCAGUUGUUAUCAGGUUUGAGAGUGGUACAAAGAGAUGGUGUCGUCGAGACAUAUAUGGAAGAGGAAGUCUCUUAAAACCCUUUAAACACAGAGUGAAUGAGGAAUAACUGUACACAUAUUUUUCAAAACAGUGUUCCUAAUUUUGAUACAACUUUUCUUCACGCCUUAUUUAUGACUUUUUCUUUAUUAUUGUUCAUCGUUUAAUAGGAUGCUUUUUUAGGGACCAGGUGUAGGAUGUUAUAUAUCAAAGUCAUUGAAGGAUUUUUCAGUAUUAAUUUGUUUGGCUAGAUUUAGUUUCACUUUUAUUUUCAUUUUUUUUAUAUAAUAUUAUGGUUGUUGUGUUUUGAACAUAUUUAUAAUAUAAUGUGAUAGUGAUACUUAGUAUAAAAUAUAAAUUAUAGUAAUUAAUUGUUUUUAAACUGUGAA
Molecule: messenger RNA, 4506 nt
Organism: Lottia gigantea (owl limpet)
Lineage: Eukaryota; Metazoa; Mollusca; Gastropoda; Lottiidae
Exons: 9
Coding region: 1-3270 (1089 amino acids)
Source: RefSeq, a predicted model, not a curated record